AUGCCGCAGCCUCACGGAGCCGCGAGCCGCUGCGGCGCCCAACCUCCCGAGUCGGCGGCCGCACCGGACAGCGGCGCCCCAAGCCCCGUGGGGGCUGAUCCCAGAGAGAAGCGGACGCCCGCCGCCGAGCUGCCUCCUGCAGCGGCCCCCGCUGGUCGUGAGAUGGAGAAUAAGGAAACUCUCAAGGGUUUGCACAAGAUGGAUGAUCGCCCAGAAGAACGAAUGAUCAGGGAGAAACUGAAGGCAACCUGUAUGCCAGCCUGGAAGCACGAAUGGCUGGAAAGGAGAAAUAAGAGAGGCCCUGUGGUGGUAAAACCAAUCCCUAUUAAAGGAGAUGGAUCUGAAAUUAAUAACUUGGCAACUGAGUCUCAAGGAGAGGGCCAGGCGAGUACCACUUCACCAGCUCCCAAAGGCCGACGCAGUCCUUCCCCUGGCAGCUCCCCAUCAGGUCGCACAGUGAAACCAGACUCUCCAGGAGUAAGGAGAAAAAGAGUUUCCCCCGUGCCAUUUCAGAGUGGGAGAAUCACACCACCUCGAAGAGCCCCUUCACCAGAUGGCUUCUCACCAUACAGCCCUGAGGAAACAAACCGCCGUGUAAACAAAGUGAUGCGGGCCAGGCUGUACUUACUGCAGCAAAUAGGACCCAACUCUUUCCUGAUUGGAGGAGAUAGUCCAGACAAUAAAUACCGGGUGUUUAUUGGGCCUCAGAACUGCAGCUGUGGGCGUGGAACAUUUUGUAUUCAUCUGUUAUUUGUAAUGCUCCGAGUAUUUCAACUAGAACCUUCGGACCCAAUGUUAUGGAGAAAAACUUUAAAGAAUUUUGAGGUUGAGAGUUUGUUCCAGAAAUAUCACAGUAGGCGUAGCUCAAGGAUCAAAGCUCCAUCUCGUAACACCAUCCAGAAGUUUGUUUCACGCAUGUCAAAUUCUCAUACAUUGUCAUCAUCUAGUACUUCUACAUCUAGUUCAGAAAACAGUAUAAAAGAUGAAGAGGAACAGAUGUGUCCUAUUUGCUUGUUGGGCAUGCUUGAUGAAGAAAGUCUUACAGUGUGUGAAGAUGGCUGCAGGAACAAGCUGCACCACCACUGCAUGUCUAUUUGGGCAGAAGAAUGUAGAAGAAAUAAAGAACCUUUAAUAUGUCCCCUUUGUAGAUCUAAGUGGAGGUCACAUGAUUUCUACAGUCACGAGCUGUCAAGCCCUGUGGAUUCCCCUUCUUCUCUGCGAGCUGCACAGCAGCAAACCAUACAGCAGCCACCUCUGGCUGGACCACAACGAAGGAAUCAGGAGAACAAUUUUAACCUUACUCAUUAUGGAACUCAGCAGAUUCCUCCUGCUUAUAAAGAUUUAGCUGAGCCAUGGAUUCAGGUAUUUGGAAUGGAACUCGUUGGCUGCUUAUUUUCUAGAAACUGGAAUGUAAGAGAGAUGGCUCUCAGACGUCUUUCCCACGAUGUUAGUGGGGCUCUGCUAUUGGCAAAUGGGGAGAGCACUGGAAAUUCCGGGAGCAAUGGUGGAAACAGCCCGAGUGCCGGAGCUGCCAGUGGGUCUUCCCAGACCAGUAUCUCAGGAAAUGUGGUUGAGGCGUGCUGCAACGUUUUGUCAAUGGUCUGUGCUGACCCUGUCUACAAAGUGUACGUUGCUGCUUUAAAAACGUUGAGAGCCAUGCUAGUAUAUACUCCUUGCCAUAGUUUGGCAGAAAGAAUCAAACUGCAGAGACUUCUCCGGCCAGUUGUAGAUACCAUCCUAGUCAAGUGCGCAGAUGCCAAUAGUCGUACAAGUCAGCUGUCUAUAUCAACACUGUUGGAAUUAUGCAAAGGUCAAGCAGGAGAGUUGGCAGUUGGCAGAGAAAUACUAAAAGCUGGAUCCAUUGGUAUUGGUGGUGUUGAUUAUGUCUUAAAUUGUAUUCUUGGAAACCAAACUGAAUCAAACAACUGGCAAGAACUCCUGGGCCGCCUUUGUCUUAUAGAUAGACUGCUAGUUAAAUUAAAACCAUCUUUUUAUUUGUAUAUAUUUUGCAGCAAUUUUAACUUGUCUAGUAAUUGAAUGUGUUCUUUUUCUUUCAGGUAUAAGAAGCUGCUGUCCCUCUUAACCUUUGCUUUGCAGUCCAUUGAUAAUUCCCACUCGAUGGUUGGUAAACUCUCCCGAAGGAUAUAUUUGAGUUCUGCAAGAAUGGUUACUGCCGUACCCCAUGUAUUUUCAAAACUGUUAGAAAUGCUGAAUGUGUCCAGUUCCACUCAUUUUACCAGGAUGCGUCGUCGUUUGAUGGCUAUUGCAGAUGAGGUGGAAAUCGCUGAGGCCAUCCAGCUGGGCAUAGAAGACACUUUGGAUGGUCGACAUGACAGCUUUUGCAGGCAUCUGUCCUUAACAGCUAUCCAGAAACCACAGAGAAUAGUUCCCUGGUGCACAGACCAUUUAGAGAAAACUGGAAAAAGAUCGUGUGCUACAAAAUUGAGUGCCAGUUCGGAGGACAUUUCUGACAGACUGGCCAGCAUUUCGGUAGGACUUCCUAGUUCAACAGCAACGAUGGAGCAACCAAAGCCAAUGGUUCAGACAAAAGGCAGACCCCACAGUCAGUGUUUGAACUCAUCUCUUUUAUCUCAUCAUUCCCAAUUAAUGUUCCCAGCCUUGUCAACUCCUUCUUCAUCUGCCCCAGCUGUACCAGCUGGCACCACAACAGAUGUCUCUAAGCAUAGACCUCAGGGAUUCAUUCCCUGCAAAAUACCUUCUGCAUCUCCUCAAACACAGCGCAAGUUUUCUCUACAGUUCCAGAGAAACUGUUCUGAAAACAAAGACUCAGAUAAACUUUCCCCAGUCUUUACUCAGUCAAGACCCCUGCCCUCCAGUAAUAUACACAGGCCAAAGCCAUCUCGACCUACCCCAGGUAAUACAAGUAAACAGGGAGAUGACUCAAAAAAUAGCAUGACACUUGAUUUAAACAGUACUUCCAAAUGUGAUGACAGCUUUGGCAGUAGCAGCAACAGUAGUAAUGCUGUGAUACCUAGUGACGAGACAGUGUUCACCCCAGUGGAGGAGAAAUGCAGAUUAGAUGUCAAUACAGAACUCAACUCUAGUAUUGAGGACCUCCUUGAAGCGUCUAUGCCCUCAAAUGACACAACAGUCACUUUUAAGUCAGAAGUUGCUGUCCUCUCUCCUGAAAAAGAUGAAAAUGAUGAUACCUACAAAGAUGAUGUGAAUCAUAAUCAAAAGUGCAAAGAAAAGAUGGAAGCUGAAGAAGAAGAAGCGUUAGCAAUUGCCAUGGCAAUGUCAGCAUCUCAGGAUGCCCUCCCCAUAGUUCCUCAACUACAGGUUGAAAAUGGAGAAGAUAUCAUCAUUAUUCAACAGGAUACACCAGAGACUCUGCCAGGACAUACCAAAGCAAAACAACCUUACAGAGAAGACAGUGAAUGGCUGAAAGGUCAGCAGAUAGGUCUUGGAGCAUUUUCUUCUUGUUACCAGGCUCAAGAUGUGGGAACUGGAACUUUAAUGGCUGUUAAACAGGUGACGUAUGUCAGAAAUACAUCAUCUGAGCAAGAAGAAGUAGUGGAAGCAUUAAGAGAAGAGAUAAGAAUGAUGAGCCAUCUGAAUCAUCCAAAUAUCAUUAGGAUGUUGGGAGCCACAUGUGAGAAGAGCAAUUAUAAUCUCUUCAUCGAAUGGAUGGCAGGGGGUUCUGUGGCUCAUUUGCUCAGUAAAUAUGGAGCCUUCAAGGAAUCAGUAGUUAUUAACUAUACUGAACAAUUACUUCGUGGCCUUUCAUAUCUGCAUGAAAACCAGAUCAUUCACAGAGAUGUCAAAGGUGCCAAUUUGCUAAUUGACAGCACAGGUCAGAGACUGAGAAUUGCAGAUUUUGGAGCUGCAGCCAGGUUGGCAUCAAAAGGAACUGGUGCAGGAGAGUUUCAGGGACAGUUAUUGGGGACAAUUGCAUUUAUGGCACCUGAGGUACUCAGAGGUCAGCAGUAUGGUAGGAGCUGUGAUGUGUGGAGUGUUGGCUGUGCUAUUAUAGAAAUGGCUUGUGCUAAACCACCUUGGAAUGCAGAAAAACAUUCCAAUCAUCUUGCUUUGAUAUUCAAGAUUGCUAGUGCAACUACUGCUCCAUCCAUCCCUUCACAUUUGUCUCCCGGUUUACGAGAUGUGGCUCUUCGUUGUUUAGAACUUCAACCUCAGGACAGACCUCCGUCGAGAGAGCUACUGAAGCAUCCGGUCUUCCGUACUACAUGGUAGCCAAUUAUACAGAUAAACUAUAAUGGAGACAGGAUGCUCAAUAAGAGAACUUUUGUGGGGAACCACACUGGCCUUUGUGCCACUGAACAGCUAUGAACGAGACCAGUGAGGAACCCUACCUAAGUAUGUGAUUGACAAAUCAUGCUCUGUACCUAAGCUUGGUAUGCAAAAGUCCACGAUUUGUUGCAGAAACUGUAAACCGUGCCUUUCAAAGAACUGGCCCUAGGUGAACAGGAAUGAAGUUUGCAUGACUAAUAAACAGAAGCAUAAUUAUUUUAUCUUUUGGAGCACUUUUUCAGCAAUAUUAGCAGCUGAGGGGCUCAGGAGCUAUUUUAAUGUUUCAAUUAUUCUUCCAUUUCAUAUUGUGAUCACAAGCAGAGGGUUCUGCAAUUCCGUUCAAUUUUUUUGUCACUGGUUAUGAAAAUCAGUAUCUGCCUCUUCUAGGUCAGAAUAUGCUAUAAGUAGCAGUAAAUAAAUAUAUUUUUAAAAGUUGAUAACUUCUUUAUGAUCCACAGUUGACCUUUAUUUUUUUUAAUGCCUGGGCAAUUGUGGUUCGUCGUGCAUUUUACUGUUGGCCCAUUCAUUUCGUUUUUGGAAAUUAUGGUUCUAUAUUUUCAUUUCACCUUCAUUUUUAAUAUUCAGGGAGAGGUGAGCUUUUCAAAUCAGAAAAAAAAGAACUAGAUGUGAACUAGAGUUUAUUAAAUAUCUUGCUAUUGCAAGAGUUUUUUUUAAAUACAGAAUUUUGUUUGUUUUUAAAAUUGGAAUUUAAUACUACCUUCAUUGAGUCAGUUACUGCUCUUCUCAUGCAGGUUAAAUAUAAAUUAAGUGAAAAUCAACUAUUCUCUGUGAUGCAGCUCACAACCAAGAUCAAGAUUACCUUGAAAUUUAUUUGAAUUUUUAAUGUAUUGGUUUCUUUUGUAGGAAACUUCACACCAUUUAAGUCUUACUCUGUAUGUAACAAUUCAUCGUUCAUCAUCACCACAUGUAACUGAUAAUAACAUGUAACUGCUAUUUUCCUUCUGCCAUGCAUUAUCUAUUUACAGUCGGCCUGGCUGAUAAUUAAAGUUAACUUAAUUAUUCAACUACCAAUGAGUAAUAGUAUUUUUAAACAAUAAAUUUGCUUUGAACUUGGAAAAUGUGUUCAGAAAUUAAAAAGUGCAUUUCAUUUACUAAUUCCUUUGAUUUUGCACAAUUAUCUAAUUAAUAGUUUUCAUCUGAAAUGAAUUCAAAUGCAUGGACUCCUGAAGGAAAAUGGCAGCUCUUUUAUCCCUUUUUUUUUUUUUGAGUCUUUUAAAUCAAGUACUGAUUAUUUAAUACAACUUUUUGAGAUGUUAAGUUUUAACUCUUCAGAAGCCAGAUGAAUUGUUGCAGAAUGAAAUAGAAUUG
Messenger RNA from Pteropus alecto (black flying fox), 5598 nucleotides. It is a transcript of the gene MAP3K1, whose product is annotated as mitogen-activated protein kinase kinase kinase 1. NCBI's taxonomy places the organism in Eukaryota, Metazoa, Chordata, Mammalia, Chiroptera, Pteropodidae. The record is from RefSeq and is a predicted model, not a curated record. Gene Ontology annotation, molecular function: ATP binding; zinc ion binding; protein kinase activity. Gene Ontology annotation, biological process: protein phosphorylation.